AUGGCAAACAAAGCGCAGCAACCACCUUACCUUCAUCUGGCAGAACUGACUGCAUCCCAGUUCCUCGAGAUAUGGAAGCAUUUUGAUGUUGAUGGUAAUGGCUACAUCGAGGGCAAGGAGCUUGAGAACUUCUUUAAAGAGCUGGAGAUUGCAAGGAGAGGAGCUGGUGUGGACCCAUCAAAUGUGUCUUUUAAAGAGAAGAUGACAGAGUUCAUGCAGAAAUUUGAUAAGAACAAAGAUGGGAGAAUCGAGAUGUCAGAGCUGGCUCAGAUCCUACCCACAGAAGAGAACUUCCUCCUCUGUUUUAGACAGUUUGUGGGCUCAAGCUCUGAAUUCAUGGCAGCCUGGCGGAGGUACGAUACAGAUCGCAGCGGCUACAUUGAAGCAAAUGAACUGAAGGGCUUCCUCUCAGACCUGCUGAAGAAGGCAAACAGACACUAUGAUGAUCAGAAAUUGCAAGAAUACACACAAACAAUACUCAAGAUGUUUGAUCUGAAUGGUGAUGGGAAGCUGGGUCUAUCUGAAAUGGCAAGGCUGCUACCAGUUCAGGAGAAUUUCUUACUAAAGUUCCAGGGAAUCAAACUGACUUCUGAACAGUUUAACGCCAUCUUCACAUACUACGAUAAGGAUGGAAAUGGCUACAUUGAUGAACAAGAGCUGGAUGCUCUGCUGAGGGACCUCUAUGAAAAGAACAACAAGGAGGUGGACACUAAGAACCUGACAGGUUAUAAAAAGAGCAUCAUGGCUCUGUCAGAUGGCGGGAAACUCUAUCGCUCAGAGCUAGAGAUUGUGCUCUGCCGGGAGCCCAUGCUGUGA
Chanos chanos (milkfish) is the source of this 816-nucleotide messenger RNA. RefSeq names its product calbindin 2a (gene calb2a). Gene Ontology annotation, biological process: regulation of long-term synaptic potentiation; regulation of presynaptic cytosolic calcium ion concentration. The record is from RefSeq and is a predicted model, not a curated record. Lineage: Eukaryota; Metazoa; Chordata; Actinopteri; Gonorynchiformes; Chanidae. Gene Ontology annotation, cellular component: nucleus; synapse; dendrite. Gene Ontology annotation, molecular function: calcium ion binding. Bases 1 to 816 code for a protein of 271 amino acids. The transcript has 11 exons.